This is a messenger RNA of Glycine soja, 1017 nucleotides long. RefSeq names its product QWRF motif-containing protein 3-like. The record is from RefSeq and is a predicted model, not a curated record. Lineage: Eukaryota; Viridiplantae; Streptophyta; Magnoliopsida; Fabales; Fabaceae. The transcript has 3 exons. Gene Ontology annotation, biological process: spindle assembly; centrosome cycle. Gene Ontology annotation, molecular function: microtubule binding. Gene Ontology annotation, cellular component: nuclear microtubule; centrosome; cytoplasm. The coding region runs from base 1 to 1017 and encodes 338 amino acids.
AUGAAGAGCGAUUCCAAUGACUCUGUCUCUCCUUAUUCUCCCAAACCCAGAAUCCGUCAAGUAAGUUCCCGGUUCAUGUCUCCACACUCGACCGGUUCGCCCGAACCCGGUUCAGCUUCUCCGCUUCCCCGGUUCAGCUUCUCCGCUUCCCCGAGGAGCCUCAGAGAGUUCAGAAAUAACAUCAAUGGGUCGGAAGAAAACGAUCAAGAUCAAUACAUUAAUGGCAAGUCCACGAGGAAUGGUUUCUCUGCAAAAUUUCCUGCUUCGCCGGUGGUGAAGAAACCGAGUUCUCAUAUUGCUCCGGGAAGACUCUCUCUGGAUGAAAAUGCCCUCAAGAAAAACUUUCAUUGUUCUAAGAACUCAAUUGAUUCUGAAUCAGAUAAUACGAGUUUGGAUUCUGUUUCUCUGCAAAGAACAUUUAGUUCGAGGAAAUUGGGUAGGGAGGUUUCAUCUAAGUACAUGAUGACAAGAAGUGGUAGAAAAGGAGAAGCUUCUGAUUCAGACCCUUUAUCCUCUGAUGAUUCAUGGAUGAUGAAGAAGUUUAUUACACAGAAAGCUAUGAAGAGGGCUAAUUCGCUUAUUGGGUACAUGAGUUCCAAGUCUCAGUGGGCAUUGUCUCCUGGGAGAUCAGGGUCACCUCCUUUGUCUUUGGAAAGUAAGGACAAGCCGUUGUCGUUUUCAAGCUUGAGACCUCAACACAAGAGAGUGGAGAAGAUUCUUAGCAUGGGUUUUGAUCUCUUUAGGACUAAGAAACCUUCAACAUGUGAGGUGGUUCAUCAGUUGCGUCUGCUUCAUAACCGGUUGAUUCAAUGGCGGUUUGCAAAUGCUAGAGCAAAUGAUGCGAAUCACACCAUGUCUCUUCAGGCUGAGAGCAACUUGAUAUAUGUUUUGGAUGGUCUAGCCAAGUUGCGGCAUUCAGUGAUGCAAAAGAGGAUAGAGCUUGAGAGAGAAAAGAUUGAGAUGAAGCUAAAUUUUGUACUGCAUUCUCAAGUGAGUGUAGUGGUGUAUCUCAUUUAA